Physella acuta is the source of this 1761-nucleotide messenger RNA. Its product is annotated as RING-type E3 ubiquitin-protein ligase PPIL2. The record is from RefSeq and is a predicted model, not a curated record. Lineage: Eukaryota; Metazoa; Mollusca; Gastropoda; Physidae. Gene Ontology annotation, cellular component: catalytic step 2 spliceosome. Gene Ontology annotation, biological process: protein peptidyl-prolyl isomerization; protein polyubiquitination; protein folding. Gene Ontology annotation, molecular function: peptidyl-prolyl cis-trans isomerase activity; ubiquitin protein ligase activity.
GUCAGAAAACAACGAACUUAUUAGUUACAUAAAACAACAACAAACAAUAGAUAGAGGGUAGAGUUAAUCAGAGGUUUAUCACAAAUCACAACGUUUAAAAAGGAUGGGGAAGAAACAGCACCAGAAAGAUAAAUUAUAUUUAACCACAAAUGAAUGGAAACAUGAAUGGGGAGGAUACAAAGGUACUCAAAAUACUGGAGAAAACUCAAAAUUCAGACGAUUGCCAUAUUACUGCUGCAGCAUUUCAUUGCAGCCUUUUGAGAACCCACUAUGUACAAAUGAGGGAGUUAUAUUUGAUUUACUUAACAUAAUCCCUUUCUUGAAGAAAUAUGGAGUCAACCCUGCCAAUGGAGAGAAAAUGUCUUCCAAGGACUUGGUGCGACUAAAUUUUCACAAAAAUGCAGCCGGUCAGUUCCACUGUCCAGUUACCUUUAAAGUGUUCAAUGAGAACGCUCACAUUGUGGCAAUCAAACCAAGUGGGAAUGUCUAUUCUUACGACGCUGUGGAGAGACUGAACAUAAAACCUUCACAUUGGAAGGAUCUUCUCACUGACGAGCCUUUCACACGCAAAGAUAUCAUCACAAUUCAGGACCCAACCAAUUUAGACAAGUUCAACCUGCAGUCAUUUUACCACAUCAAGAAGAACCUCAGACUCACAGAAGAUGAAGAGGACAGCAAAGAUUCCAAGUUCAACUUGAAGACAAUCAACAACGAAGCCAAGUCCACCCUGGAGGAGCUGGAGAGAGAAUACAAGCCUUCUCCUUUUCUGGUUAAAAAAGAAGAAGAACAGAAGAAAGCAGACAAGUUCAAUGCUGCUCCAUAUUCCACUGGGAAAGUUGCGGCGUCCUUCACAUCAACAGCCAUGGAUGUACACACAGAGUUUGUAGCAGACUUAAUUAACGAGGAUGUGCUUCGGUACGAGAGAGUGAAGAAGAAAGGCUAUGUGCGAAUUGUCACUAACCUGGGUCCCUUGAGCUUGGAGCUACACUGUGAUAUGGUCCCAAAGACAUGUGAAAACUUCCUGAAACAUUGUCUGAAUGGUUACUACAAGAACACAAUAUUUCACAGGUCAAUUCGUAACUUCAUGAUUCAAGGAGGAGACCCAGAGGGAACAGGAGCAGGGGGACAGUCUAUUUGGGGCACGCCAUUUAAAGACGAGUUGAAGCCAAAUUUAACCCACACAGGGCGAGGAGUCUUGAGCAUGGCAAAUAGUGGGCCUAACACCAACAGAUCUCAGUUCUUUAUAACGUACAGAUCUUGCCGACACUUGGAUGGUAAACAUGCUGUCUUUGGAAAGGUAGUGGGAGGCCUGAAAACCCUGGAUGCUAUGGAGGCCAUAGAGGUCGACAAAAAGGACAAGCCAAAGAUUGACAUUAUAAUAGAAGAUUGUGUAGUGUUCUCAAAUCCUUAUGAUGAAGCUGAUGAACAGUUAAAAAAGGAACGUGAAGAGGACCUUGAGAAACAGAAGAGAGAAAAGGAUGAAGAAAUUAAGAAACAAAAGAAGAAGACAGAAGAACCAACAGUAAAAGUGUAUAAACAAGGAGUUGGUAAAUACAUCAAUUCUACGGCAAUCAAAAGGGCAGCAACCUCAGCAGAGGAUGACACAGUUUCUGAUCCAAAACAGAAGAAGAAAGCUACAUACAAUUUUGGCAACUUUAGCUCCUGGUAACUGUUUCUUCAUGCAAAUGUGUUUUCAUGUAUUUACUUAUCCACAAUACUAAUAAAAAUUAUCUCAAUGUGUUGCCAAGAUUCUUUUAUUAA